UCUCGUAUCUUCUCUCCUUUCUUCAAGCAUUUUCUCGGGUCGGAUCCUUUAUUUGGAGCAUCUGCCAAAGGAGAAAAUGCCAGCAUCCACAGCAGCAAGACUUGUCUUUUGCCGCCGAUCAUCUUCUUGGCCACAGCACCAACUUUUCCGUAGGGCACUUUCUCAGCGGGCCACGAAAACGAAAGAUGCCCCUACAGCAUCAGCAGUGGUAUCUCCGUCGGAAUUGCCGCCGUUCGAUUAUGUGCCGCAGCCGUAUACCGGGCCUUCCUCGGACGAAAUUCUGGCGAAGCGUCGGGAGUACCUCAGCCCUUCCAUUAUGCACCUUUACAAGACUCCGGUGAAUGUAGUGGACGGAAAGAUGCAGUACCUGUUUGAUGAUAAGGGACGGAGGUACCUUGACGCAUUCGGGGGAAUUGCUACGGUGUGCUGCGGGCAUUGCCACCCUGAUGUGGUGGCGGCCAUAGUGGAACAAACAAAACGGUUGCAGCACUCUACAGUAUUGUAUCUGAACCAUUCCAUUGCUGAUUUUGCUGAGGCCCUGGCUUCUAAGCUCCCCGGUAAUCUAAAGGUUGCGUUUUUCACAAAUUCCGGAACAGAAGCAAACGAAUUAGCAAUACUGAUAGCAAAGAUGUACACGGGGUGCCAUGACGUAAUAUCUCUAAGAAACUCUUAUCAUGGGAAUGCAACUGGGACCAUGGCAGCCACAGCUCAAAGCAUUUGGAAAUUCAAUGUUGUGCAGAGUGGUGUCCAUCACGCUAUAAAUCCAGACCCUUACAGAGGCAUUUUUGGUUCUGAGGAAGAGAAGUAUGCAAGGGAUGUCCAAGACAUCAUCAAUUUCGGAACUUCUGGCAAUGUUGCCGCCUUCGUGGCCGAGGCCAUACAGGGAGUGGGGGGCAUUGUUGAGAUGGCUCCUGGUUACUUGCCACUUGCAUAUGAUAUGGUUAGAAAAGCUGGGGGUCUUUGUAUUGCUGACGAAGUUCAAGCUGGAUUUGCACGUGUUGGUAGCCAUUUUUGGGGUUUUGAGACCCAUGGUGUUGUACCUGACAUUGUCACCGUUGCAAAGGGUAUUGGAAAUGGCAUUCCCCUUGGUGCUGUAGUAACCACUCCAGAGAUUGCAAAGGCAUUGACUCAGAGAAAUUACUUUAACACCUUUGGUGGCAACCCUGUUUGCACUGCUGCAGGAUUGGCUGUUUUGAGAGUAAUAGAAAAAGAGAACCUUCAAGAAAAUGCAUUGCUAGUUGGAUCUUAUUUGAAGCAAAGGCUUAAUUCUCUCCAGGACAAAUAUGACUUGAUUGGUGAUGUGAGAGGAAAAGGCUUGAUGCUUGGUGUUGAAUUUGUUACUGAUCGUGAACUUAAAACACCAGCAAAAGAUGAAACACUACACUUGUUGGACCAACUUAAAGAAUUAGGCGUGCUAGUUGGGAAGGGUGGAUACUAUGGAAAUGUCUUCAGAAUCACACCUGCAUUGUGUUUCACCAAAGAAGAUGCAGACUUCCUUGUGGAUGCAAUGGACUACUCACUAUCUAGAAUCUGAGGGUUUAAAUAAGAUCCAAAUUGUAAAUAAAUGUUUUAUUUUCAUCUCAUCAUGAUAAAUAGUGACACUGUUAUCAUAUCAAAAUCUCUCUCAGAAAUAAAGUUUAAGAAGUUUAUAGU
Molecule: messenger RNA, 1653 nt
Organism: Arachis stenosperma
Lineage: Eukaryota; Viridiplantae; Streptophyta; Magnoliopsida; Fabales; Fabaceae
Product: alanine--glyoxylate aminotransferase 2 homolog 3, mitochondrial-like
Exons: 9
Coding region: 77-1534 (485 amino acids)
Cellular component (GO): mitochondrion
Molecular function (GO): pyridoxal phosphate binding; transaminase activity
Source: RefSeq, a predicted model, not a curated record